ACAGCCAGAUUGGGUUCCUAAAACAAAAAAUGUCGCAUUUGAAGGAAUUUCAUCUUCUGGAAUAUGAUAUAAUUGGAUUUGAUUUGGAUGGCACGUUGCUAAGGUUUAAUCUUAAUAAUAUGGUUCCAUUGGUAUACGAACUCUUAGUCAAAUAUUUGGUGGAGAGAAAUUAUCCACCUGUCUUUCUCGAAAAGAAUUUCGAUGGUGAUUUUCUACAAAAAGGUUUGAUAUUAGAUGCAGAGCGAGGGAAUUUAUUAAAAUUAGCAGUCAAUGGCGAAAUUCUAAAAGCUGCCCAUGGUACACGUUUCCUUAGGGCUGACGAAAUCGAAGAAAUUUAUGGAACGACAAAUACAUGGGAUGUAGCUCAAGACUACAUCAAAGAUCCCCUGGCUGCAUGGAAUGGACCGUUGUCGAAAAAAAUAAGAACAUUGGUGGACUAUUUUAAUAUAGCGGCGUUUUUGGUGUUUGCCCAAGCUGUUGAUAUACUGGACGAAAAAGAAGACACACCAAAUAAAAAUAAUGGUUUGCGAAAAACCGACUAUAGUAACGUCUGGCCAGAUAUAUUAUCAGGAUUGGUGAAUUUGUAUUCGCGAAAUAAUUUUUCCAAUGGAGAAAGCGGUUAUUUUAAGGCAUUAAAGGAAAAUCCGGAGAAAUACAUUCUGAAGACAGACCACAAAGUAAUACAACACCUUAAAGAUUUGCGUUUCGCAGGAAAGGCUGUAUAUUUAUUGACAGGUUCGAAUAUAGAUUUUGCCAACUUUACGGCUUCUUAUGCAUUGGGAACCAAUUGGAGGGAUUUAUUUCACUGUGUUAUAUCAUUCGCCCUGAAGCCUGGUUUCUUUUAUAUGCAAAGAAAUUUUCUUCAAAAUGACAACUUGGUCGAAAUACCGUGUAGUGAAAUAGCACUGCAAGAUGAUCUGCUAUCAAAAGGAAACAGCUUCAGCCAGGGCAAUUGGCAACAGUUAAAAGAGAGUCUAUGUAAACAUAUUCUUAGCAUAGAUGUAAGUGACGCUCAUUGCCUAUAUUUUGGAGAUAAUUUAUUGCAAGAUGUAUAUGCACCAUACACCAAGGCAUCUAUGGAUUCUAUAGCUAUAUGUGAAGAACUUUUAGAAUAUGAAAAUGGAUAUGAGUACAGACCUAUAGUACAUUCAUCUUCCUGGGGAUCUUAUUUUUGUGUGAAUGAAAAAUUCACUCUAUGGUCCGGUAUUAUUGCGAACUGUUCACAAUUAUGUAUUCCAAAUAUGGAUGCUAUAGUCGAUGUUCCUCAUCAAGAGAAAUUUCUAUCUCGUGAUGUUCAACGCUAUGCUUCAAAUCUGUCAAACGAUCAGUUAGUGGAUUAA
Messenger RNA from Stomoxys calcitrans (stable fly), 1340 nucleotides. Its product is annotated as 5'-nucleotidase domain-containing protein 1-like. The transcript has a single exon. Bases 30 to 1340 code for a protein of 436 amino acids. Gene Ontology annotation, molecular function: 5'-nucleotidase activity. The record is from RefSeq and is a predicted model, not a curated record. NCBI's taxonomy places the organism in Eukaryota, Metazoa, Arthropoda, Insecta, Diptera, Muscidae.